Messenger RNA from Peromyscus maniculatus bairdii (prairie deer mouse), 877 nucleotides. RefSeq lists its product as uncharacterized. NCBI's taxonomy places the organism in Eukaryota, Metazoa, Chordata, Mammalia, Rodentia, Cricetidae. The record is from RefSeq and is a predicted model, not a curated record.
UUUCCCGCGGCCGUCCACACCCACGCGUACACCACAAGAGGGGCCGGGGCCUCCCUCGAGCUGCGGCCUCUCGGCCUCCUCCUCCCCGCGCGGCAGCUGGUGCCUCCCCGGCCCUACGGGGCUCACGCGCACGGCACAGCCACAAGAUGUCCGCUCUGACGGAACGACUGCCAGCUGCCACGCUCCGCCCCUCCCCCCCGCCCCUCUCCUCUCCUCUCCCCCCCCACCGCCUAUUCACCGCCGCGUAUCCGUCCGCCAACGCCGCCGUCGCGAGCGCGGGGCGAGCCCGGGGGGUGGUUGGGAGGGAGCGGUUUGCUGCCCUGGUCCAGGCCGAGCGGACGCGCCACCCUCUCUCUCCGCCGUCCUCCGGUCGGAACGGCACCGCCUCGACUACACCGAGCGGAGGUCGGACCCGGAGGGCGGGGGACGGAGGCGGGUCAUGGGCUGAAAGGGUGCGGGCGGGGGGGGGGGGGGGGCGGGGGGCGGGGGAGGGGGGGAGGAGAGGGCAGACGAGCGGCGGAAACGCUGAGACUCAGAGAAGCAUCGAGAACCGGAAGGAGACCUUAGGAGGAAGAAGCCGGGGUGCAAUGAUUGGUGGGAAACACUGGAGCCUACCACUCAGGAACUCUCAACAUAUAGGGAGGAGAAUGAAGAAGUUUAAGAAACCAAUUCCUGUGCCCUAAUCUAACAAGUUUCAACAUAAAAGUGCACUGAAACUUCACUGCUGUGCAACAGAGCACAGCAUACUGGAACAAAUGUGAGGUCAGAGUUCUUGUGACUAAAAAUAUGUGAGCAGUUCAGUAACGCUGUUGACCCUUCUCAAAAUAAUGUUUCAUAUGUAAGUACACAUGUUUAAAUACACACAUAUUGGAAUUCA